Coccinella septempunctata (seven-spotted ladybird) is the source of this 1098-nucleotide messenger RNA. Its product is annotated as cyclin-dependent kinase 1-like. Bases 1 to 1080 code for a protein of 359 amino acids. The transcript has a single exon. Gene Ontology annotation, biological process: autophagy; peptidyl-serine phosphorylation. Gene Ontology annotation, molecular function: protein serine/threonine kinase activity; ATP binding. Gene Ontology annotation, cellular component: cytoplasm. NCBI's taxonomy places the organism in Eukaryota, Metazoa, Arthropoda, Insecta, Coleoptera, Coccinellidae. The record is from RefSeq and is a predicted model, not a curated record.
AUGUUUCAGAUGGAACAUUUACACCUGGGGGAGAUCUUGGGAGAAGGCAGCUUUGGGCGUGUCUAUAGAGGCCAACGACACGGCCAAGCAGUGGCGGUGAAAAGGACUAUGUUGACUCACCACGCCAUCCAGGAAGUCGACAUACUCAGGUCCCUAGAACAUACAAAUAUAAUACCCCUGCAAAAGGCCAUCAUAGAGGGAGACUACCUUUUUAUGGUAAUGCCUCUGUGCGACGAGGACCUAAAUGCCUUCCUGCGUCGAGAAGGGCCGAGGAACCAGCCGUCUCGGUUCUUCCGCGUGAUGCGGCAGUUAGCAGCAGCCGUGACGGAGUGUCAUCGUCGGCAAAUAGUACACCGAGAUAUCAAGCCAGCCAACAUCUUACGCCGCCGGUGCCGAUUCCUGCUAGCAGAUUUUGGGUUGGCCGAAACACUCACCACCGCCCAACCCCUGCUUACCGAGCCAGCAGGAACCAUGGUGUACUGGGCACCGGAACAGCGCAGGCUAGAGCCGUAUGACACGUCCGUCGACCUGUGGGCGUUGGGGUUAGUGGCCGUAGAGGUGGCGACCGGCCUACCGUGCCGUCAGGGUGAGGAGGAACAGCAUUGGGCCUCAUCCCUGGACGACAAAUACCGUGCGGAGAUGGAGCGGUUGAGAUUCCCCGUCCGAUGGUAUAUCGAAGGUUUGCUCCAGGAUAACCCGUCCCACCGGAGACCUGCUGCACAGUGGGAGUGGCCUGGAACCGAUACCGUCCUGUUAGUUGAAACCGUAGCUCAGCCACCCCCACUGAUACCGGUGUCCACACUGAGACCAGCACCGCUUCCACCAAUUGCUCCGUUAACGCCACCACCCCAACUGUCUCCCGUCCCACAGGAACCGCCAGCACCAGGGAAGACACUGAUUUUGCCGUCAAGACUAGCAUCCAAAAUCCAGGCUCAACCGAACCCCCGUCUGUGGUCACCCAGUCUUCGGACUGAGGUCAUCGCCCUGAUACCAACCACCGUCAAGGGCAAACGCCGGCUCCGGCUGAAGCUCAGGUUUCCCUCCGGCACUGCCCACCGUCUCUGGGUGCCAGUGGAUUGAAACCGUAAGAAUUAUCUU